AGGCGCGCAGCCUCCAGCAUGUACUGUGGGUAGGGCUGGUCUUAAUUAUUCUUAUUAAUUCUCACCACAUAAAAACAAAAAACAAAACAGGAGACGACGGGGAGAGGACAAAGAUCCCGGCGGGUCAUGUGAGAGAAAACGCCUCAGCAGCAGUCACCGUGCCCGGCUUCCACCUCGAGUCUUUGGCGCUCCGUGGAGAGAUGGGAGCGCUGCGCCCGGUGCGGAGCGCCCUGCCGCGGCUCUGCCUCUGCCUCUGCGUCCUGGACUUCUCCAUCCUCACCUCGGCAAACUGGGACCUGGUUCUGCUCCACACCAACGACGUGCACGCCAGGGUGGAGGAGACCAACGCGCAGUCCGGCAAGUGCACCAAGGGGAACUGUUUCGCCGGGGUGGCCAGAAGAGCCACCAAAAUCAAGGAGAUCCGGGCUGCGGAGAAGAACGUCCUGCUGCUGGACGCCGGAGACCAGUUCCAGGGAACCGUCUGGUUCAAUUACUACAAGGGCGCUGAGGCUGCGCAUUUCAUGAAUAAACUCAAUUAUGAUGCCAUGGCCUUUGGGAACCACGAGUUUGACAACGAGGUGGACGGGCUCAUCAGUCCGUUCCUAGGCGAUGUCAGAUGUGCGGUUCUCGGCGCAAAUAUCAAGCCGGACCAAACUCUGACCUCAAAGUUUGGCGGCCUUUAUUCACCGUUUAAGAUAUUUGAUAUAGACAAUCAGAAGGUGGGCGUGGUGGGAUACACGUCCCAGGAAACUCCUGCACUCUCACAGUCUGGACCACACCUGAGGUUCGAGGACGAGGUGGAGGCACUGCAGCUGCAGGUGGACAAGAUGCUCACGCUGGGGGUCAAUAAGAUCAUCGCUCUUGGUCACUCCGGCUUCCCUGUGGACCAGGAGAUCGCCAGAAGGGUCCGCGGUGUCGACGUUGUCAUCGGUGGACACACCAACACGUUCCUCUAUACAGGAUCGCCUCCCUCCAACGAGACCCCGGCAGGAUCUUACCCCUUCAUGGUGAAAUCGGACGAUGGGCGGGACGUUCCCGUCGUGCAGGCGUACGCCUUCGGGAAAUAUUUGGGUAAACUCAAGGUGACCUUUGACGACGCGGGCAAUGUGGUCAAGUCUGAGGGCAACCCCAUCCUGCUGGACAGCUCUGUGGCUCAGGAUGCAGACAUUCUUGCCGAUGUGGAGGAGUGGAAGAAGAACCUGGCCAACUACUCGGCCCAGUACGUGGGACAGACGCUGGUCUACCUCAACGGGACUUCCGACGAGUGUCGAUCCCGGGAGUGCAACCUGGGAAACCUGAUCUGCGACGCCAUGGUCCACAACAACAUCAGACACGCCGAUGAGCUGCAGUGGAACCACGUCAGCUCCUGCAUCAACAACGGAGGAGGCAUCCGAGCACCGAUCGAUGAGCGCGGCAAGAACGGUUCGAUCACCAUGGAGGACCUGAUCACUGUCAUGCCGUUCGGAGGGACCUUCGACCUGCUGCAGCUCCGCGGCUCGACGCUCCGGAAGGCCUUCGAGCACUCAGUGAGGAGAUACGGCCUCAACAGCGGAGAGUUCCUGCAAGUGUCCGGGUUCCAGGUGGAGUUUGACCUGUCCAGGCCUCCGUACCAGCGGCUCCGGAGCCUCAGCGCCUUGUGCACGACCUGCCGGGUUCCUCGCUACGAGCCCGUCCAGGACGACGGCGUCUACAGGGUGGUGCUGCCGUCCUACCUGGUGGACGGGGGGGACGGUUUCACCAUGCUCAAGGACGAGCACCUCAAACACGACAGCGGGGAUUUGGACAUUUCCGUUUUGGCAAACUACAUCAAGGAGAGGCAGAAGGUGCAUCCGGCUGUGGAGGGACGCAUCAAGAUCUUCAACUCAGCCUGCGGGGGGCAGCGACGAGCCGCUCCGCUGCUGCUCCUGGCUUCAGCGGCGCUGCUCUGGACUUUGGGUGGGAGCGUUUAGCGCUGAAAUUUACAGACGACAAAAAAAAAAAAAAAAAAAAAAAAAGCACUUGUUGAUGUCGUUUUACCUACUGAGCCCCGGAGAAGCCAUGAAAACCUUUUUUUUUAAUUGUUUCAUGCACACAAAUAAAUCGUAAAUCACGCCCACAAAAUACUAAAAUGAGGUAAAAAAAAAAAAAAAAAAAAACAAUUCUAAUUUGUGCUUACUAUUUGCUGUUUUGUGCUCUAAAAUUGUCUUUUCAAGCUCUCAAAUUCAUAUAACUUAAUCGACAUUUUAGUCUCUCUGUUUUCCCGGCUGAUGACCAUCUGUGAUGUCAGGGUUAUAUGAAUAAGGUGUAUUUUUAACACGGGGAUGCAAUGAUUGUUUUUAAAUUUCAUAAUAAUAGGUCUAAUUUAUUUUGAAUUUUUGGGCUAACUGGACACAGACCUCUCAGGGUGCAACAGUGGAGCUCCAGUCUGUGACAUUGUGGGCAGAGGAGAGACUAAACUGACAUACUGGACGUGCACACCCCGCCCCGGCCAGCUCUGAUUGGACAGUAAUCCUUGCUUUUGGUUAAGGUUAGGAUUAGGGUUGGGUUUAGCCAAUCUGAGGCAGAGUAAUUUGGGAGUAUCAGCUCAAAAUAAGUAAGUUGUGUGCACAAACUAGGAUUUUGUGACCCCGGUUUAGCGUCUCGUGAGCAUGAUUUAGUGCAUUGUGCGUAUGAAAAAGAAAAAAAAAAAAAAACGAUCUCGUGGCCGGCCCGUGGUCUGAUGUUGCAGGUGAACUUGAAGCAGCUUGUAAUGAGGUGCGUAAUAAACUGUGAGCAGCUGCGUUUUGGCUCGAUUCCUGAUUCGGCCAAACAAACAGAAGUGUGGACGGCGGUGAAGUCGGGCACGGCGAUCUGCUCUUACUGUAAUCACCUCCCUCUCGUCGUUAUUAUUAUUAUUUUUUUUUACCUGUGUCUCGAUUUCCCACAUCCAUCAUUUGGCUGAGAAGGUAAUUCUUCAUCAGUUUGGUAAGAACAAGAAGGGAAAAUGGAGUUUGAACCUACUUUGAUUGCCAGUUGUGCCGUGAGCCGGCCGCCGCUCGCCUGCUGGGUUUUGGACGAUGACUCCACAGGAUUAAUUAUCAACUGGUAACUGUCAGUGAAUGGUUUCUCGGUUAGAUCACCGUGACAUGAGUAGAUAAAUAUAUAGUUGAAGGUCGAUGGGCACUGAAGUUUUUUUUAAAGAUUUUUUUUUUUGUGUGUGUGUGUGUGUGUGUCAGACAGAGUGACUUAUUGAGCUGCUGGUUGGAGCUGAGAAUGAACGGCCCCGGAAGAUACACACAGCUGAAAAUCCUCCUUCAUUAAAAUGAGCUUUUACUCUAGGAAAAACAAAACAAACAAAAAAAAGAGGGUGCGACUAAAGGGACCAAGGCGGCAACUCUUAAAAACAUCCGAAAUAUUAGACUUAAGUUAGUUCAAAUUAGUAAACAGCCAUUAAAACCACCUGUAACCCCCCACACACUCCGGGUGUGACCGUCUUUUACUGAGUUAAGUCAAAUCCUGUAUUUUUGAUGCUUUGAUGAGGAGUUGUCUUGGCUCAUUUUUCUUUUUUACUUUUUACUUUAUAUUCUGUUCUGCCUAAUAUUCUCACAGCAUCAUGUAGAAAAUGAAGGAAAGCGAUAGCUAUGGAAGAUUGUGAUGAUGUUGCAAGUCCAAAAUAUGGAAUAUGGUGCGUAUGAAACUACUGUAAACAAGGCCUCGGAGUCUGUUUGUUGUCUUGUUGCCUCGUCGGGAGGCUUUUGAAACUCCGUCGGGGAAGUUUGGUUCCAAAACACAAAGCGAAAGUCGUCAUGUCUCCGGAAAUGUCAGCAGCCGGGGAGUUAAUCACCGACUCGCUGCUGACGCUCAACCUGUCCCACCGGUCACAUAAUCAUGAUGAUGGUCAUUUUGAGCUGCCUGGGCAAUGAAAAUUAAAUUAGUUUCCCCCACAAGGUAAAAAAAAAAAAAAAACAAGUUUAAAAGAACUUUAGCCGUCCAAAUGUCCUUAAUGUGGCUGCAGCUGAGCCUUUUAAAUGUUUUUUGUAAGAAAAGAAACAUAAAAAACCUAAUAAAAAAAAAAAAAGUUGGGAGUUUGUAUAAAAUAUGACUGAAAAC
Messenger RNA from Myripristis murdjan (pinecone soldierfish), 4068 nucleotides. RefSeq names its product 5'-nucleotidase-like. The transcript is spliced from 9 exons. Gene Ontology annotation, biological process: AMP catabolic process. The record is from RefSeq and is a predicted model, not a curated record. Gene Ontology annotation, cellular component: plasma membrane. Gene Ontology annotation, molecular function: 5'-nucleotidase activity; nucleotide binding; metal ion binding. Lineage: Eukaryota; Metazoa; Chordata; Actinopteri; Holocentriformes; Holocentridae. Bases 201 to 1949 code for a protein of 582 amino acids.